Messenger RNA from Hipposideros armiger (great roundleaf bat), 1043 nucleotides. It is a transcript of the gene CATSPERZ, whose product is annotated as catsper channel auxiliary subunit zeta. The transcript has 5 exons. The record is from RefSeq and is a predicted model, not a curated record. Lineage: Eukaryota; Metazoa; Chordata; Mammalia; Chiroptera; Hipposideridae. Gene Ontology annotation, cellular component: sperm principal piece; CatSper complex. The coding region runs from base 295 to 915 and encodes 206 amino acids. Gene Ontology annotation, biological process: sperm capacitation; flagellated sperm motility.
AGUGCGGCCCUCUUGGCUGUAAUCCGGCCCGCGUGUCUGCUUGGAGGCUACCGGGUAGGGUCCAGGAGAGGAAUCGGCCAAGAUGGGUUGUGCGUCUCCAACCUUAGCACAGCUAUUAGGUGGGGGAUGGGGGAGAAAUAACGGUAUCUAGUGUGGAGGUUGUGGCUUGAACUCUUCCCGCGCGAGACCCCCAUCGCCAUUCCGAAACGGGACCCUGCCCCUCCCCCUUACUGGAACGUGACCUCCUCUUCCUCGCCGGAGGCCUGUGGCGACUGUGUCCGUUGGGACAGAACCAUGGAGGAAAAGCCUUUCAAAGCGUUGGCCACGUCUUCAAUGAAGUCGAACCCGCAGGACGACAUCCGGAGUCUGUGGACCACGGCCACACUGUCGCAGCCGAAGCUGAACGUGCAGCUGUCCAAUGUCUACAGGGAUUCCGAACUGGAGGGCAGCAGCGUAGGCAGCAAGACUCGCGGGUGGUACAACCAGAAGGCGGGCCACGACUCCGACGGCGGCUGGGAAGAAUGGGAUGACAGAGAUGACAACGUCAGCUUCAAACAAGAGGAGCCUGACGACCACACCUUGUUGGGGCUGGAGCUGCACCCAGGCAGCUCCUUUGGCAGCCAUUUAGAAGAGGAGGAUGAUCCUAGCACCCAGAUAGAAAUAAUUUCCUCAAUGCCAUCACUCAGUGUCUUGAAGCAUACAUCCCAUGGAGCCUACUGGGCGGAGCAGCAGACCAGGCUGCCGCUGCCCCUGAUAGAACUCAUGGAAAAUGAAGCUCUGGAAAUCCUCACCAAAGCCCGCCAGAGUUACCGGUCAGGGAUCGGCAGGAAUCACUUCCUGACCAAGCAGCUGCAGCGGUACAUCGAGGGUCUCAAGAGGCGCCGGAACAAGAGGCUGAACGUCUCUGAGUACUGAAAACACCGCCUCAGGCUCGAGUGACUGCCCGACUCUAGCCCCGUUUCCUUUCCUGCCCCCAGACCCAAGCACGACCCUGUCCACGUGGAGUGUGAACCCUAGAGAAAUAAAAGAGUCUGUGCAUGGUC